ACGCGCAUACAUCUGUCUAUCUCUCUAUGUCGUCCUCUCCUUCCAAAAUGAACACAUUCGUAUCGCGUUUUGCACCAAGCUCAUCGGCACUCCCUCACUCAAAGGGCGCCAUUGCCGUCGAAGACGAUGAAAAGUACUCUGACCUCACCUGGGGUUCGCAAGCCGGCUUUGGCCACCUGGGAACCAAGGGCAUCCCGUCUUUCAAGGUGCCCAGCCUUGCUGACCCUUCUGCAUUUCUCCGCAUGCAUACGGACGACUAUGCAGACCCCAGCUGCCGCAUAAAGAUCCAACAUGGUACAACGACCCUCGCGUUUCGCUUCAAAGGUGGUAUCAUUGUGGCCGUUGACUCUCGUGCGACGGCAGGAAGCUACAUUGCUUCCGGCACGGUGAAGAAGGUCAUUGAGAUCAACCCGUACUUGCUGGGUACUAUGGCUGGUGGUGCUGCAGACUGCCAGUACUGGGAGACGUACCUGGGUAUCGAGUGCCGACUACACGAACUUCGUAACCGAGAGCGUAUCUCCGUAGCAGCGGCGAGCAAGUUCCUGAGCAACCUCGUGUACUCGUACAAGGGCAUGGGAUUGAGCAUGGGAACCAUGAUCUGCGGUUGGGAUAAAACUGGUCCCGCAUUGUUCUACGUCGACUCUGACGGCACCCGUCUGAAGGGGGACAUCUUCUCAGUUGGAUCUGGCUCGACAUACGCAUAUGGUGUGCUGGAUCAAGGAUACCACUGGGAUCUGAGUGAUGAGGAUGCACAAGAACUUGGCAGGAGAAGUAUCUAUGCGGCUGGGCAUCGUGACGCCUACUCUGGAAACACCAUCAACCUGUACCACGUGAAGGAGCAAGGGUGGGAGUUCCUUGGAAACUACGAUGUCACAAAGAUGCAUUACGAUGGUCCAGGGAAUGUUCCUGGCGCCACAGGUGGUGGAUACGGCUACGAGGUCAGGACUGCGGGUCGGAGUGCAUCAGAUGCAGAUGCUAUCGAUACAUCCGCGUGAAAGCAUGUACAAUGACGAUGAUUUCAUUCACUUUCCCGUCAUUAAGACGAACCCUGUCCUACGGCUGACCGGGAAAAUCUCGCCAGCCCGAGUAAAUGAAGUUGGAGAAGUAUGCCGGUGUUGUACUAUUCACACCAUUGCCCGUGGCGAACAUACCUAUGAUUGUUCCGACAAAUCCCCCGCUCACUUGAGUCGCGUCACCGCCGCCAAUGUCGUUCCAGAUGCCCGAGCCUGUUUCAGACCAACUGAAGAGGUACCUGGACUCAUUCGGCGCCUGCACGCGAAGCGUAAGCUUAACUGGUUCGCCUAGUGACACGUUAAGAGGAAAGAUCAUUGGUGUCGAGAUGGGGUCGACGGUGCCUUGAUGUGUCGAAUUAACCGUGACGGCGCGCAAUCGGAUAUAGCGUGAAAGCUGGCUACUGUUUCCGGCAGCGGGGUAUCCUUGCUGACUGGCAGACGAGGCGGACAGCGAAGCUACGCCCAAGUCGAAGUGCUGCGCCUGCUGUAGGAAGACGGUCAAGCCUGCCUCUUCGCCAUCCAGCUGGGGGUCAAAGUCAAGGUCGACCAUCGACUCGAACCUCACUUGAGUUUGCCUUCUGCCGACAAAGGUCGGGUUACCUGUCCGACCGUCUGUGCCUGUCAGAUUCCGCCAGCUCCCGAGCAAUGACAGGGAGUAUGGAUGUCCAUCAAGAGAGACUGCGUACUUGGACGUAUCCGGAAUACGAAGGUAGAGGUAAUGUGCUGGGAGGGUCGAGCCAGGCGCGAAGAGCUCCCAUUCAUCUGCUCCAGCCAGAUGACCCGUGGCC
This is a messenger RNA of Dacryopinax primogenitus, 1801 nucleotides long. RefSeq names its product proteasome-domain-containing protein. The coding region runs from base 48 to 995 and encodes 315 amino acids. The transcript is spliced from 7 exons. Lineage: Eukaryota; Fungi; Basidiomycota; Dacrymycetes; Dacrymycetales; Dacrymycetaceae. Gene Ontology annotation, molecular function: threonine-type endopeptidase activity. The record is from RefSeq and is a predicted model, not a curated record. Gene Ontology annotation, cellular component: proteasome core complex.